AUGGAAAUCCCAAGGCCAGAUGGUUCCAAAAAGGUUGAUGAGACUCAAAAUGCAUUUGCUGCAUUAAAAGCAAACAUGAAAGAGUCAAUGGAAAUAAAAGGGUCUAAAAGGUUUGAGCAAGAGAAGAAAGUUUUGAUGGAAAAGGAAGAGCAGGGUACUUCUGAACCCAAGGAAGAGCAGGAAAUUUCUAAACCAAAAAGAAGAAAGCCUACUAGAAAAGUAAGCCAACCCAAAACCACACCUUCAAAAACCACAAAACAUACUCCUCAAACCCCCAAAAGUUACUCUCGUCAAACCUCCAAACCAACAGAUGUUAAGACACCUGUUGUAUCAGCAGUUGUUGCUGUUUCAACAGCUGUUAGUCAGACACCUACCACCUCAAUCACCACCACUAAACCCACAAAUACUCCACCAACUUCUCCAAAGCACAAAAGGAGAAGGGUAACAAACAUUAUACUGGAAGAUGACACUUCCCCAACUCCAACAUCUACACAACCACUGUCCCUUGUCACCAUUCCAAACCCUGUUCCAUUAUCUUCAGCACAAGUUCUAAAUUCAAAUACUACUAUUGUUCCUGUGGAGUACAAUACCCAUUGGAUCUUCCAGCAGUCAGGGAGGAGAUAA
This is a messenger RNA of Helianthus annuus (common sunflower), 624 nucleotides long. RefSeq names its product transcription initiation factor TFIID subunit 11-like. The record is from RefSeq and is a predicted model, not a curated record. Bases 1 to 624 code for a protein of 207 amino acids. Lineage: Eukaryota; Viridiplantae; Streptophyta; Magnoliopsida; Asterales; Asteraceae. The transcript has 2 exons.